UCCAUUCAGCCCAGCAAGAUGUCCUGCUCCGACCUGAGCGUGCCCAAAAGCAGCAUCGCGUGCCCGCAGCCCAUYGCCGAGAGCUGCAACGAGCUGUGUGCGCGGCAGUGCCCCGACUCCACGGCCCUCAUCCAGCCGCCCCCCGUGGUGGUCACCUUCCCCGGCCCCAUCCUCAGCUCCUUCCCACAGCAGGCCGUGGUGGGCUCGUCUGGAGCUCCCGCCUUUGCGGGCUCCCUGGGCCUGGGGGGCCUCUACGGCGCCGGRGCCACGCUGGGCUCGGGGGGCCUCUGCACCUUUGGACGACCCUACGCUGCUCCUGCRUGCACUCCUUGCCCUCUGCCGCGCUACAGCAAGAAGCUCUGGGCACCCUGUGGCCCUUGCUAAA
Molecule: messenger RNA, 385 nt
Organism: Nothoprocta perdicaria
Lineage: Eukaryota; Metazoa; Chordata; Aves; Tinamiformes; Tinamidae
Product: scale keratin-like
Exons: 1
Coding region: 19-384 (121 amino acids)
Cellular component (GO): intermediate filament
Molecular function (GO): structural constituent of cytoskeleton
Source: RefSeq, a predicted model, not a curated record